Molecule: messenger RNA, 545 nt
Organism: Paramecium sonneborni
Lineage: Eukaryota; Ciliophora; Oligohymenophorea; Peniculida; Parameciidae
Source: the annotation of a GenBank genome assembly
UUAUGUUUUAUGAAAAACUUUUUGUAUUUUUGGGUUUUAAAAAAGUUGCACUCAUUGAAUAGCAGAAACAGAAAAAGAUGUAAUUAUCACUUCAUGCAAAAGAUUUUAUUAUAAAAUGUUUAGAAGUUGAUUUAAAUAAAAGAUUAUCAGCUAAUUAAUUGUUUGAGCAUCCUUUAUAUAAUGAAAGACUAAGAUAACUGUAAAUAAGUGGAUCUUUCAUAUUACAAGAGGCCAAAAAUUAUAUUAAUAAUAUAUUAAUAAUAGUAAAAAGAGAACGAAUGGAAGAGAAAACUAAAUCCAAUACAAUUGAAAGAAACUCUAAUAAUAAUUAUUUCAAUCCACCUGCAAAACCUAAUAUUUCCUAUAAAACCUUAUUAAAUACUUUUUAUAAAAUGAUUUAAUACUAUAGAAUAUGUUUUAUUUACCAAAACUCAUUCUUAUAGUAGCAAACCAAAUAUAUCUUCCUGAUUUUAAAGGAUUGUUCGUAAGAAAAAUUACUCUAUUUUAUAUUAAGCAUGUGUUAUUUAAUACUAUAAAAUUAAUGA